UUUCGGUCAGUUCAAUCUGUGCUUACCACCCACCCCCGUAAGGCUAGUGAUCUCAUCUGUAGUGCGGUGACCAAGGAGCAAUUGUUGAUUACGUACCGAGAAAGUGCCGAGAAAGGGAGCAGAGGAAGUGCGGUCGCCAAGAUGCGACUCCGGACGACCCCAUCGAGGGUCCUGCGGCCAUCGCUGCUGUUCCUUGCGCUGGUUAGCUUCAUAACCGGUUCACGGGCCAGCGCGACAGGCCAUUACACGGUGGUCGGAGCGAAGCUGCUGCGGCCAAACUCGGAGUACCACGUUUCGGUGACCAACCAGGACGUGGCGGAGCCGGUCCGUUUCAGUAUCGCCAUCACUACCGAAGACAGCCUUAUCGAGAGGCAAGAAAUAACCUUAAACAGGGGCGAAACUCGCCUGGUACCGUUCGCUAUCGGUGAUAUCGCCGAGGGAUCCUAUAAGCUGGUGGCGGAGGGGUUAUCGGGGCUAACCUUCAAGAAUGAAACGAGCCUGGAGUUCCAGCCCAAAGGCUUCUCGGUGUUCGUGCAAACGGACAAAUCGAUCUACAAACCGGGCGAUACGGUGCGGUUCCGUGCGCUGGUGCUGGACCCCAACACGAAGCCACUGGCGAACGCGGACCACGUCGGGGUCCACAUCGAGGACGGCAAGGGCAAUCGCAUCAAGCAAUGGAAGGAUGGGGCGCUAGUCAAGGGUGUGUUCGAAUCGGAGCUGACCCUCUCCACGGCGCCGGUUCUCGGUGCCUGGACCAUCUACGUCGAGGUCUUGGGAAAGACACACCGCAAAAUGUUCGAGGUGGACGAAUACGUGCUGCCCAAGUUCGAGGUGACGAUCGAGUCGCCCGGCAUAACGACGUUCAAGGAUGGCAAGGUGAAGGCGAUCGUCCGAUCGAAGUACACGUACGGGAAGCCGGUUAAGGGCGAGGCCACCAUAUCGGUGCGGCCCGAGUUCGGCUUCCACUAUGUGCAACCGUUCGAGAAGGAUGUGAUCACGCGCAAGGUGAUCCCGAUCGAUGGCAAGGGCUCGGCCGAGUUCGAUCUGCGCCAGGAGCUGCGGCUGGAGGGUGACUACACCCGGAACGUCAUCAUCGAUGCGGUCGUCGAGGAGGAGCUAACGGGGCGAAAGCAGAACGCCACGGUCAAGGUGACCGUGCACGAUCGUCGGUACAAGAUGGAGGUGGUCAAAUCGGAUGACAACUUCAAGCCCGGUCUGCCGUACACGGCGUGGCUGAAGGUAUCGUUCCAGGACGGCAGCCCUGUGCAGGACACAGCCAACCCGGUCGAGGUGGAGCAAACAACAUACGAAUCAACGCCGAUAAAGCGAAACUAUACGCUUAAUGCGAACGGGAUGGCCAAGCUGGUGGUCGACACCGAUGUCAACGGUACCUACAUUAACCUGAGGGCAACCUAUCUCGGCCAAGACUUUUACUUGAGCGGCAUUUCGAAGGCGGACUCUGAGGUGGAUUCAUACAUUCGGGCCAGGGUUCUAACGGAAGUACCGACGGUUGGUAAGGAUGUGGUCGUAGAGGUGGCCGCUACUGCACCGAUGAAGUUUUUCACCUAUCAGCUGCUGGGACGGGGUGAUGUACUUCUCAGCAACACGGUGGCGGUACCGGAAACCACACUGCAUACGUUUAAGUUUCCUGCCAUCUUCGCGAUGGUACCGCGGGCCAAGCUGGUCGUUUACUAUAUUGCCCCCAACGGUGACAUGGUGAGCGACAGCAAGGUGAUCCAGUUCGAUAGUGAGCUUCAGAACUUUAUGAAGGUGACACUUUCGAAGGAGCAAUCGAAACCCGGCCAGGACGUGGAGAUCACUGUCAGCACGAACCCCGACUCGUACGUGGGGCUGCUGGGAGUUGACCAGAGUGUGCUGCUGCUGAAGAGUGGUAACGAUAUUACGAAGGAGGACGUGUUUAGCGAGCUCGAGAAGUACGAGGAACGUUCGUACGGUUACUACCGCCGCAAGAGGAGUUUCUCGUGGCGCCCUUGGGGUGACCAUCGAGAUUUUUCGAGCGUCGGUGCAUUCGUCUUAUCAAACGCCAACGAUCCCCCACGUCGGUACCUUUCAUUCCAUAAACUAGGCGGUCCGGUCCGGAGAUUGGGGGCAGCUAUGCCGGGACCUCUGAUGAAAGCCGCCAUACGUCCGGCUAGUAUGGACAGUGUCCCGAUAGCACCAAUGGCACCAUUACCGCCGCCAGUGGUGAUUCGAAAAGAGUUUCCCGAAACAUGGCUAUGGCAAACGAUCGCCCCGAAAAGCUUCAGCGGAGAAAAAACGUUCCAAAAGAAAGUGCCCGACACUAUCACUUCGUGGAUCAUCACGGGCUUCUCGGUAAACCCGAUUUACGGGCUCGGGCUGACGCAGAAACCGCGCAAACUGAACGUGUUUCUGCCCUUCUUCGUGUCCACCAACCUGCCGUACUCGGUCAAGCGCGGCGAGGUGGUGGCCAUUCCGAUCGUGGUCUUCAACUACCUUGACGAGGAUCUGACGGCCGACGUGGUGCUGGAGAACAGCGAGCAGGAGUUUGAGUUUGCCGACGUCGAGAAUGAAGUCGUCGCGCCGUCCAAGCUGGAGCUGUUCCGCCAAAAGCGGCUAGCGAUCCCUUCCAACACUGGCAUGUCGGUGUCGUUUAUGGUGAAACCGAAAAAGCUCGGUCACAUCACGAUCAAGGUGAAGGCAACAUCGAAAGUCGCAGGCGAUGCUGUUGAGCGCCAACUGCUGGUCGAACCGGAGGGCCUGCCGCAGUACAUCAACAAGGCCGCCUUUAUCGAUCUGCGGGCCACCAAGGAGACAACGAAGAACUUCACGGUGGAGAUUCCGAAGAAUGCCGUCCCCGAAUCGACGCGCAUCGAAAUAGCCGUCAUCGGGGAUGUGCUCGGUUCGACGAUCCAGAAUCUGGACUCCCUGAUCCGCAUGCCGUACGGGUGCGGUGAGCAGAACAUGCUUAACUUUGUACCGAAUAUCGUGAUUCUGGACUAUCUGAAGGCGACAAACAAGCUGACGGCUGGCGUGGAGGCCAAGGCCAAGAAGUUCAUGGAGGCAGGAUACCAGCGGGAGUUGAGCUACAAGCACAAGGAUGGUUCGUUCAGUGCGUUCGGCGAGAGCGACAAGAGUGGCAGCACCUGGCUGACGGCUUUCGUGGCGCGAUCGUUCAAGCAGGCGGCCAAGCACAUCACGGUGGACGAGGCGGUGAUCGACAGAUCGCUCGAAUGGCUGAGUGACCACCAGGCCCCGAACGGUAGCUUCCCGGAGGUGGGCGUCGUUUCGCACAAGGACAUGCAGGGUGGUUCGGGCGGCGGCGUGGCGCUGACGGCGUACACCCUGAUUGCGUUCCUCGAGAACAUCAAUCUGGUGGACAAGUACAAGAACACCAUCAACAAAGCGAUCGAUUACGUAUACCGCAACACUGAGUCGCUGGACGAUACGUACGCCCUGGCGUUGGCUGCGUACGCCCUGCAGCUGGCCGACCACUCGUCGAAGGGGUAUAUUCUGUCGAAACUGGACACCAAGGCCACCACCGACAGUGACUCGAAAUGGUGGCACAAACCCGUGCCAGAGUCGGACACGAAGAAUCCCUGGAACAGCCGACCGAACUCGGUGAAUGUGGAGAUGUCGGCGUACAGUAUGCUGGCCUUCAUCGAGGCCGGUCUCGAUACGGACGCCCUGCCCGUCAUGAAGUGGUUGAUCGGGCAGCGUAACGAUAAGGGUGGCUUCCAGUCGACCCAGGACACGGUCGUGGGACUGCAGGCGCUCGCCAAGAUGGCGGCCAAGAUUUCGUCGGCCAACAAUGACGUCAUGAUCGUGGCGAAGAUCAACGAGAACCAGGAAAAGAGGAUGAACGUGAACGCGGACAAUGGUAUGAUUUUGCAGAAGCUCGAGCUACCGUCGGCGACCCGUCACAUCGAGCUGAAGGCCACUGGCACCGGGUUUGCCAUCGUGCAGCUGGCGUACAAGUACAACAUGAAUGUGACGGGCGAGUGGCCCCGGUUCGUGCUGGAUCCGCAGGUGAACGCCAACUCGAACCCGGACCAUCUGCACCUCUCGGUGUGCACCAGCUUCGUCCCAUCGGCCGGCCAGAACGUGUCCAACAUGGCCGUGAUGGAGGUGGGCUUUCCCAGUGGCUUCACUGCUGAUUCCGACACGUUACCCUCGCUAGAGAACAUGCCCUUCAUCAAGAAAGUGGAAACCAAAGAUGGCGACACGACGGUGGUGCUGUACUUUGACAGUCUGGAUCAGCGCGAGCUUUGCCCCACGAUCUCUGCCUUCCGGACGCACAAGGUCGCCAAGCAGAAGCCGGCUCCGGUCGUAAUCUACGAUUACUACGAUAACUCUCGCAUCGCUCGCCAGUUCUACGAAGGACCGAAGGCUUCGCUGUGCGACAUUUGCGAAAAGGAAGACUGCGGUGAUGCCUGCUCGAUCCGGUCGCAGAAACAACGCUCGCCGGCCGAUGCGGCCGCCCUCAACAACACGAUGGGCCACGAGUGGGCCAAGAGUGCGGCAUCCUCGCUGCCCGCUAGCGUCGUAUCGUUCCUGUUGGCCGCAGUGAUCGUGGGUCUGGUGCAGUAACCGGGGGAAAAGGGCCCCCGCGGCUACACAGACAUGGCGCCUAAAGUUACCACCUGUGAAUGGAAUGGUUUGGCAUAAGACAUAAGAUGGAGCCCGGAAGAGGGUGUGGAUCGUGAAACUGAACCUAACAACGAAUGGGAACAAUACAAUAUAUGUUCGAAAUCAGAUAAUAAACAAAUAAAAACUAAAUGUGU
Messenger RNA from Anopheles bellator, 4763 nucleotides. Its product is annotated as thioester-containing protein 1 allele R1-like. The record is from RefSeq and is a predicted model, not a curated record. Gene Ontology annotation, molecular function: endopeptidase inhibitor activity. Gene Ontology annotation, cellular component: extracellular region. The transcript is spliced from 13 exons. The coding region runs from base 142 to 4569 and encodes 1475 amino acids. Lineage: Eukaryota; Metazoa; Arthropoda; Insecta; Diptera; Culicidae.